AUGGCUGAUACUGGGAACGGCCCCAAACCUAGCAGCAGCGUCAAGCUGGUGCUUCUCGGUGAGGCUGCUGUGGGAAAGUCCUCCUUGGUCCUGCGCUUCGUCAACAACGACUUCCAGGAAAAUAAAGAGCCCACUAUCGGUGCGGCGUUCCUGACUCAAAAAUGCAAUCUUCCUACGCGGACAAUUAAGUUCGAGAUUUGGGACACCGCCGGCCAGGAGCGGUUCGCCUCCCUUGCCCCCAUGUACUACCGAAAUGCCCAGGCUGCUUUGGUCGUCUACGACAUCACAAAACCCACAUCGCUCAUCAAAGCUAAGCACUGGGUCGCUGAGCUGCAACGACAGGCGUCUCCCGGCAUUGUGAUUGCGCUUGUCGGCAACAAACUCGAUCUGGCCAGCGAAUCUGCUGGUGGUGAUAACGGCGACGACGGCGACGACUCGGGCGACGCCCGCAAGGUACCCACAGAAGAAGCCAAGACCUACGCCGAAGACGAGAGCCUGCUCUUUUUUGAGACCAGUGCCAAGACUGGCGUGAAUGUGACGGAGGUGUUCACAGCCAUUGCCAACGCGAUCCCGGAGACGUCUUUAAAGAGCGCCCGCGGCGCCGGUACUACCAACAACACAGCCAGUCGCCCCGGGGAGGAGCAGAGGGUCAAUCUCGGAAACCCGCAAGAGGCCGGGUCGAAGGAUGGAUGUGCUUGUUAA
This is a messenger RNA of Cordyceps militaris CM01, 702 nucleotides long. RefSeq names its product Rab5-like protein ypt51. Lineage: Eukaryota; Fungi; Ascomycota; Sordariomycetes; Hypocreales; Cordycipitaceae. The record is from RefSeq and is a predicted model, not a curated record. The transcript has 3 exons. Bases 1 to 702 code for a protein of 233 amino acids. Gene Ontology annotation, molecular function: GTP binding; GTPase activity.